GCUCUCUACUCUUCCUCUUUGAGUCCUGGCUGAGCCCAACAGUUUCUAGAGCCGGGUUGGUUCAGAGAGGUGGUUCUCCUUUCUGCCAGCUGAGAUGUCGGGUGGCUGCCGUGUGACUCCCCCUCCCCCUGUGAGUGAUCCACAUUCUCAGGACUGACAGUCCCUAGCAGCUCCUGAGGGGGGCUGAGAGCAAAGAUCUCCCUUUAGGAUGCACCCCACAUGCUGCAGCCCCGGAAUUCUCAGGAAUGAAACAGAAGAAUUAGUGUAAACUCGGCAAGCCGCCUGCUGGAAAUCUUCACCCCAAGCCACACGAGUGUCUUGGAUUUCUCCUGAUCAUUGCCAGCAAAGGAAUUUUCUUAAAGUUCCUGACCAUCCCUUGACUGAAGAAGAUGGCUUCCAUGCUCCUCAGUCGACAGCUGACCUGUGCAGUCCAGCAAAAUUGCCGGUUGUUUUUAUCUGGAUGCAGGUCUAUCAGCCAAGCUGCAGCCAAAAUUGAUGUUGACUUUGAUUAUGAUGGACCUCUGAUGAAGACUGAAGUCCCUGGACCUAGAUCCAGAGAAUUAAUGAAGCAGUUGAAUGGAAUUCAGAAUGCAGAAUCUGUUCAUUUCUUCUGCAACUACAAUGAAAGUCGAGGAAACUAUCUGGUGGAUGUGGAUGGCAACCGGAUGUUAGAUCUUUAUUCUCAAAUUUCCUCCCUUCCUUUAGGUUACAGCCACCCAGCUUUGGUAAAGCUUCUCCAGCAGCCCCAAAAUGUGGGUACAUUCAUCAAUAGACCUGCUCUUGGAGUAUUUCCUCCAGAUAAUUUUCCUGAAAAGCUAAAGGAGUCCUUACUUUCAGUGGCCCCAAAAGGUCUCUCCCAGAUUGUCACAAUGUCCUGUGGUUCCUGCUCUAAUGAAAAUGCCUUCAAAACCAUAUUCAUGUGGUACAGGAACAAGGAGAGGGGUCACACUGGUGUCACAAAAGAGGAGCUAGAAACAUGUAUGAUUAAUCAGUAUCCAGGUUGCCCGGACUACAGUAUCCUCUCUUUCAUGGGUGCAUUUCAUGGGAGAACAAUGGGUUGCCUAGCUACCACUCACUCCAAAGCCAUUCACAAGCUAGACAUCCCUUCCUUUGACUGGCCCAUUGCUCCAUUUCCCCGGCUAAAGUAUCCUCUUGAAGAGUUUGUGAAAGAGAAUCAACAAGAAGAGGCCCGCUGUUUGGAAGAGGUGGAAGACUUGAUUGUGAAAUACAGGAAAAAGAAGAAGACUGUGGCAGGGAUUGUUGUAGAGCCCAUCCAGUCAGAGGGUGGGGACAACCAUGCAUCUGAUGAUUUCUUUAGGAAGCUGAGAGACAUUGCUAGGAAGCAUGGAUGUGCCUUUUUAGUGGAUGAAGUACAGACUGGAGGGGGAUGUACUGGCAAAUUCUGGGCCCAUGAACACUGGGGAUUAGAUGAUCCAGCCGAUGUAAUGACCUUCAGCAAGAAGAUGAUGACAGGAGGAUUUUUUCAUAAGGAAGAAUUCAGGCCCAAUGCUCCUUUCCGGAUUUUCAAUACUUGGCUUGGAGACCCUUCUAAGAAUCUACUGAUCGCUGAAGUCAUCAAUGUCAUUAAGAGAGAGGACCUCCUCAGUAAUGUUACUCAUGCAGGGAAGGCACUAUUGACAGGACUGAUGGACUUACAGGCCCGAUACCCACAUCUCAUCAGCAGAGCAAGAGGUAGAGGAACAUUCUGCUCUUUUGAUGCUCCAGAUGAAACUACAAGGAACAAGUUAAUUUUAACAGCCAGAAACAAAGGUGUAGUACUGGGAGGCUGUGGUGAUAGAUCUAUCCGUUUCCGCCCAACAUUGGUCUUCAGGGAUCACCAUGCACAUCUUUUCCUCAACAUUUUUAGUGACAUCUUAGCAGACUUCAAGUAAAGGAUUGUUUUUCCAUUGCACUGAGGUGGUCUCAAUCUCCACAACUGUCAAAUUGAUUAGUUUGCCUAUUUCAUAUUUUCACUUAAAAGUACCAAAAGAUGAAUCCAUAAACUGGAGGGCUGUUUUUUGUUUGGUUGGGUUGGGUUGGGUUAUAUGGAUGGGUGGGGUGUAUUAGGUGGUUUGGGGAGAUAGAAGGAAGAAGAGGGGAUUGGUUUGGGUCUUCUUUCCAACUAAGCCCAUAUCACAUGCUGAUUUCAACAGUGCCCUGGACACAGGCAGUCUUUGGGUGGAGGCUGCCAUUACCUUGCCUAAAUUUUUCUUAAAGCCAGACAUGAGACCUGUGCAUGGGCCUGGGAGUUAGAAAACCCCUGAGUUUCAGGUCUGGUGUCAUAUCCCUUCAGUGGCCAGUUUGUCUAAUUUCCUCCCUAUGCAAAAUAAAAUAAAAUGGUAUUACUCUAGUCCAGCCCUACAGGGGACAUAGGAAGAUUCCUUGAAGUACAGAACUAAGGGAUAAAAUUGUAUUUCAACUGCAAAGUGAUGAGGUCAGGUCAAGAGAGAGUGGAAAUAGGGGACUGCUGGCCCUCUUAGAAAUGUCAGUUCACUACCAGAUGUGACCUGGCCCCCAGGGGACUUCCUCUGGCUGGCUUGAUAGUCAGCUUUUAUUUUAUCUUUCCAGUAAAUUUGUCUCCGGUGGAGGGGCAAGUGCUUGGGUCUUGCCAAAAAGUCUGCAUCAGAGGCCAGGGAAGGUCCUAGGUAUGACUAGGAGCUUGAGAAAGAGAAAAGAAGAUGAGAAGGGAAGGAGCAAAGGAAACAUUAUUGCUGCCUUGGACUUCAGACAGACUCCCAUUUCCAUAUACAUGACACUCCAAUUGCUUGUUCAUGAUGUUGAAUGUCAUAUAAUGCAUCCAUACACAGGAAUCUCCAUCUCUAAGUUCCCACAGGGAUACAAGGGAAGGAUCUGAAGCACAAUUCUGCAGCCUCACUCCUGGGAAGGCAACACUUGGAAACAGGGGCCACAGAAUAACUUAGUCCUCUUGCCUCUGAUACACUCUGUAACAUUAGAGGUCUUUCCCCCCCAUUCCCACCCCAGAUCUUUUCCCACACCCAUGAAAACAUUACUCUUUGUCUACCUGCUGUUUCUCAACAUCUGCUUCAUUUCUGAGGAGCUCUGUGAAAAGCAUAGCUGUUAUGCAGAGUAAGUCUGUUUGCUUGACUAGAUUCUUCUUGAGGGAAGCAUUCACAUUAAAGAGAUUUACUGAUUAAUGUGCAAAAGCUGUAAAUGUGGAAUGUUAACCUGUUAAUUGCUGAUUUGUUUUGGGUGGCUUCAUUGUGUUGCUAUUCAAAAUUCUCAAUAUUUUUUCUUAGAAUGUAGAUUAUGCUAAUAUUCAUUUUCUUUCUCUUACAUAAUUGGAUGGUGCCCGAGAUUAAUUUAGCAUUAUUUUAAUUUGAAAACAAUUUGAACUGACUAGCUCUAGAUGGUGAUUAUAAUCCUAAACACUGAUCAACCGGAAGCACAAAACCCAGAGUUAAUGGUCUCUUCUAUCCCUAUCAUUUGUUAACUGUGAGCUAAUCAUUUCAUUUUCUGGUGCAUCCAUUUAACAUUAUGUAAAAUGGGCAUGAUAAAGGCUAAGCACUUGGCCCUUUUGUAACAUUUCAAGCAAAGAUCUCAAAAUAUCAUUAAAGUUUCUAGAGACCAGCAGACAUCCAUAUAAAUCUUUUUGAAGAAGUGUGAAUGUUGGCUAUUAUCUAUAACCAGAAUUAGCAAAUUCAGAAAUUAUACCUGCUGGCAUUUUUAUCCUUAAGGCUGUUUAGAUUUUUUUUUAAGUAUAAAAAUUCUGCCUUAAUGAGAGCCAUUGUCACUCAUACAAAAAAAGAGAAUGUCUGACUUCCUUCCUUACCUUUUGCAUUUAAUACUAGGGGACCCAGGCUCAGCCAAUAGUUUCAUAUGCUGAUAUCUCUAAUAAAGGCAUAUUGAACUAUAUCUAUAAACAAAAACACAAUUCAUGAAUUUGCUAAGUGUUCUUCCCUACUAUGAACUUUAGCCAACUUUUAGCCAUAAAUGAAAUAUUUUAGUGAAUGAAGUUGUAGAACUCUCUCAAAGGCUUUCUUAGCCAGGAUUUAAAUGAUAAUUUCAUUUUCUUGGGUGAGGAGACUGGGUUCAAUUUUAUGCUGUCUUCUCUCUAGGGGUUGACCUGGGAAUGUAAUUAUUUCACCUACAAAGUAGUUUCCUUGGGUAUUAUUCAUUCAUUACCAAGGAAAGUUCCUUCUAGCAUGUUUUUAAAUGCUUCUUUAACAGGUGUAUGUUGACCCAAGGCAUAAUGGAUACCCUGGAAAGUCCAAUGAGGAAAAAUAGCUUGUAAAAGCUAGAGGAAAAUAAUUUUAUAAUCAAAGAUUUAAAACUCAUAAAACACAAAGGAUUGUGAUGUAAUAAACAGGAAGUUUCAACAAACCUGUUGUACAGUAGACCUAGCAGGCAUGCUAUCAUUAAGGGCAGAUCAAUUGAGGAAGACCUUCAUUGGCCAACAACUGGAAAUUAGUUCGUGAAACAUAUCAAUUUAGUAGAUUUUAGUAAAUGUCUCUAGCAAGUCAUGUACUUUUACAGAAAACAAGGUCCAGUAAUAUCGAGUCCUAUUCACAUCCUCACUUUUAUUAUAAAUGGGUGUUUUUUUUAUAAUUUUUACUGACACUCAGUAACCAUGUAAAAUUGUGCAAAACAUAUAUAUAUAAACAUAUGUGUAUAUAUAUAUAUUUAUCAGCUCAUGAUAGACAACUUAAUAGAGAGCACUGCAUACCUAAGCAUAAGAAGUAAUUUUGUUUACAGUGUUCUGUGGACAUUGCCAAAUAAAUGUCAAAGAAACUAACUACACUUCCCAAUGUAACUGCUAACCAUGUACACAAUUCCAUGAAUUAAAUCCAUUUCCUGUGUUAAUCAAUAUUCUUAAAUAAAAUAUUUAUAACUGAA
Messenger RNA from Antechinus flavipes (yellow-footed antechinus), 4854 nucleotides. It is a transcript of the gene ABAT, whose product is annotated as 4-aminobutyrate aminotransferase. Lineage: Eukaryota; Metazoa; Chordata; Mammalia; Dasyuromorphia; Dasyuridae. Gene Ontology annotation, molecular function: pyridoxal phosphate binding. The record is from RefSeq and is a predicted model, not a curated record. Gene Ontology annotation, cellular component: mitochondrion. The transcript has 16 exons. The coding region runs from base 390 to 1892 and encodes 500 amino acids. Gene Ontology annotation, biological process: GABA catabolic process.